AUGUCACACAUCUAUCUAUCUAUCUAUCUAUCUAUCUAUCUAUCUAUCUAUCUAUCUCAGCACGUUAGUUCUGUCUUCCCGAUUACUGUCUUUCUUUUUUUUCUUAUUUCAGUUCAAUCGUCUCGGUCCGCUUCUUGUGAAAAGCGCAUUGCAGUUAAUAAUCUCUAUUUACGAGUGUCGUUCUCUUGCGUUCUUUCUCAACUUCUGAUGCGUUACCAUUUCUUCAAUCAUCCUUUCCGCAAAACAUUAUUCGCUCUCAUUUUUUUCUGUUCUCUGGCCUCCUUUUUAGAUUUCUUCUUUCCUUCCUUUCUUUCAAUUUUAACUUUUCUUUCUCGCUUAUUUCUUUGUAGUAUAUUUCUUUCUUUUUUUCUUUCCCCAUUAUUUUUUUUUACUUACAUAUUUUCUUUGUUUCUUUCUUUAACUGAGACGUUCUUUCUUUUCGACUUUCCUCGUUCUUUUUAUUUUAUUUUUUUUUGUCAAUUUUAUUUAACUUAUUUCUUAUUUGCAGCUUUUUUCUGUAUUUUUUCUUUUCAUUAUUUCUUUUUUCUUCACCGCUGCCAUGUUUGUUCCUUUUUCUUUCAUUGUCUCUUUACUUAUUUAUUCACCGCUUUUUUUUCAUUUUAUUCCCUCUUUAUCAAUUUCUUCGCCGUUGUUGUUUUUUCUUUGCUUAUUUUAACUUUGCGUUAUUAUAAAUUGCGUCGUCAUUGUCUAUCACUCGCCUAUUAUUUUCUCUUUCUUUUUCUUUCUUCUUUCCUUUUCAUGACUUGA
This is a messenger RNA of Acanthosepion pharaonis, 768 nucleotides long. The record is from the annotation of a GenBank genome assembly. Lineage: Eukaryota; Metazoa; Mollusca; Cephalopoda; Sepiida; Sepiidae.